Molecule: messenger RNA, 1530 nt
Organism: Carlito syrichta (Philippine tarsier)
Lineage: Eukaryota; Metazoa; Chordata; Mammalia; Primates; Tarsiidae
Gene: CYSLTR1
Product: cysteinyl leukotriene receptor 1
Exons: 3
Coding region: 409-1428 (339 amino acids)
Biological process (GO): G protein-coupled receptor signaling pathway
Cellular component (GO): plasma membrane
Molecular function (GO): leukotriene receptor activity
Source: RefSeq, a predicted model, not a curated record
AACAGUUAGAAGACUAAUCCGAAAGAGGAAGAAGUAUCUGUAUAUAUUGGCUAGCAAAUGUGCCCUGCCCUCUUGCCUCUUGAAAUAGCAAUAGCACAACUUUUCAAAGAAGUUUGCCUAAGGAGCAGCCGCUCUGUGAAUGACGUGCACUUUUAGGACCCUCCAGGGUAUCCAUAUUUACCAACGAAGAUUAGCUCUCCAAGGGACUGGUGGAUCGAACUUACUGAAGUCUUGGAGCUUACUUCUAAGAGCAAAUGCAAAAGGACCCUAAACUGUGAACCUCGCAGUUAGCAGCUUGGGCUUCCUCAGAUAUCACCCCACAAAAAGCACUGACCACCGUAAGAGGGAAGAUUUAUAAAGUGUACUGCUGUGACAGAUAGAGGCACCAAGCAGAUAUUUCUAGAGAACAUGGAUGGAACCGGAAAUCUGACAGUAUCUUCUGCCAGCAAUAACACAUGCCAUGACACUAUUGAUGACUUCCGCAAUCAAGUGUAUUCUACCUUGUACUCUAUGAUCUCUGUUGUAGGUUUAUUUGGAAAUGGCUUUGUGCUCUAUGUUCUCAUAAAAACAUAUCAUGAGAAGUCAGCUUUCCAAAUAUACAUGAUUAAUUUAGCAAUAGCAGAUCUACUGUGUGUGUGCACACUGCCUCUUCGUGUGGUCUAUUAUGUUCACAAAGGCAUUUGGCUCUUUGGUGACUUUUUGUGCCGCCUCAGCACCUAUGCCCUGUAUGUUAACCUCUAUUGUAGCAUCUUCUUUAUGACAGCCAUGAGCUUUUUCCGGUGUGUUGCAAUUGUUUUCCCAGUUCAGAACAUUAAUUUGGUUACACAGAAAAAAGCCAGGUUUGUAUGUGUCGGCAUUUGGAUUUUUGUAAUUUUGAUCAGUUCUCCAUUUUUAAUGACCAAGACUUACAAAGAUGAGAAAAACAAUACCAAAUGCUUUGAGCCUCCACAAGACAAUCAAGCUAAAAAUCAUAUUUUGAUUUUGCAUUAUGUUUCAUUGCUUAUUGGCUUCAUCAUUCCUUUUCUUAUUAUAAUUGUCUGUUACACAAUGAUCAUUUUGGCCUUACUAAAAAAUUCAAUGAAAAAAAAUCUGUCAAGUCGUAAAAAAGCUAUAGGAAUGAUCAUAGUCGUGACAGCAGCCUUUUUAAUCAGCUUCAUGCCAUAUCAUAUUCAACGUACCAUCCAUCUUCAUUUUUUACACAAUGAAACUAAACCCUGUGAUUCCGUCCUUAGAAUGCAGAAGUCAGUGGUCAUAACCUUGUCUUUGGCUGCAUCAAAUUGUUGCUUUGACCCUCUCCUGUAUUUCUUUUCAGGGGGAAACUUUAGGAGAAGGCUGUCUACAUUUAGAAAGCAUUCUUUGUCCAGCAUGACUUAUGUACCCAAGAAGGCUUCCUUGCCAGAAAGAGGAGAAGAUAUAUAUAAAGAAUAAUAUAAACCCAUUUCCAGUACAAAUCAAUGAAAUAACUUUCCAAACAAGUUUUCUCAAAUUAUUUACAAUAAAAAAUGUCAUUAAUAAUUUACAAGUACUUAA